AUGGAGGCACAACUUUCUUCCCUUCGCCUUCGUCUUGGUGAUACGCACGAGUACGACUUCGUGGAAGGGCCUUUUAUCUGGCCCCCAGCUAAAGGAAUUGAGGAGGCUUUUGGCAAGCAGGAAGCCUGUUAUUCGUUCUUUGACGACACGUUGGCUAGUAUUCACCAGUCUGUGCUCGAUUUGGCCGAGUAUCUCGAUUCUGAUGAAGGUCCUUUCGAUGGGAUUAUCGGAUUUUCUCAGGGAGGCGCUUUGGCUGCAACUCUGCUCGCUGCCGAGGAGCGUGGGCAACUUCCAUAUCCAUCCGGCUCGAGCCGCUCAAGACUGAAGUGCGCCAUAUUUCUGUCAUGCGGCCAGCCAUGGGAUUUUGCUGCUCUACAAGCCGGAGAAAAUCGCCGCUUGACAUUUGAUACAGAUGGAGUAUGCAUUCGGAUUCCUACGGCACAUUUUUGGGGUCGUAACGACACUGAAGGAUUCAUUGGAAACUACGACAUGUCGUUGCUUUGUGACGACAAGAACAGAGUCUCAUUCGCGCAUAUGGCCGGUCACGGCAUACCGACGGGAUCCAGGCCCGCGGAAUUGGAAGCGAUGGUGAAGUGCAUUGAAACAACCAUGCAAAGAGCAUUGUUAGCAGACAACGAGUAA
This is a messenger RNA of Diaporthe amygdali, 642 nucleotides long. RefSeq lists its product as uncharacterized. The record is from RefSeq and is a predicted model, not a curated record. The coding region runs from base 1 to 642 and encodes 213 amino acids. NCBI's taxonomy places the organism in Eukaryota, Fungi, Ascomycota, Sordariomycetes, Diaporthales, Diaporthaceae. The transcript is spliced from 2 exons. Gene Ontology annotation, cellular component: cytoplasm; nucleus.